Debaryomyces hansenii CBS767 is the source of this 177-nucleotide messenger RNA. Its product is annotated as DEHA2D09284p. The record is from RefSeq and is a predicted model, not a curated record. Lineage: Eukaryota; Fungi; Ascomycota; Pichiomycetes; Serinales; Debaryomycetaceae. The coding region runs from base 1 to 177 and encodes 58 amino acids. The transcript has a single exon.
AUGAAGACAUAUUUGAUUCCACAGAUGACAUCAAGGACUUAUGAGAAAGAGAUAGAUCAAUGGGAUAAAUACUUCAGGUCGGACCGGACUACUUCAUCACUCCUAAAACAUAUGGACUACAAAAUCGUUAAUAUGAGUGAUGACGUCAUUAUAUUAUUCAACGGAUUGUCUAACUAA